AUGAAGGCUGGUGGUAGGUUUGUCCUCUUGGACGCCUCCCAGUCUGUGGCGCGCCUGUCUGUGAUGUGUCAAAGGACAAGACCACAAAUUUUGCUCGCAUCGGCCAAACACGUUGCCGUCGCAGAGGAACUGGGCGUUCCAUUCCAUGUGAUACCACAUGCCAUAGCAUCUCUUACAGCCCCGGUGCCGCCCGACAGGUCCCCAAGAAUGCAGCCGGCGAGUGACGCGCAUCAUAUCCUGUAUGCCGGUUUCACAUCAGGCUCCACGGGCGAGCCAAAAGGGGUUGUAAUAGGUCAUUCUGCCUUCUCGUACACCCAAUCUGUGGCUGUCGAGGAAUUGACCUACAAUUCAGACGGUACCAUACCCGAAAUCAACAUGACUGAAGAUGGCCCAGCAUAG
Aspergillus bombycis is the source of this 399-nucleotide messenger RNA. RefSeq lists its product as uncharacterized. Gene Ontology annotation, biological process: amino acid activation for nonribosomal peptide biosynthetic process; secondary metabolite biosynthetic process. Bases 1 to 399 code for a protein of 132 amino acids. The transcript has a single exon. Gene Ontology annotation, molecular function: phosphopantetheine binding. NCBI's taxonomy places the organism in Eukaryota, Fungi, Ascomycota, Eurotiomycetes, Eurotiales, Aspergillaceae. Gene Ontology annotation, cellular component: cytoplasm. The record is from RefSeq and is a predicted model, not a curated record.